Malaya genurostris is the source of this 1709-nucleotide messenger RNA. RefSeq names its product superoxide dismutase [Cu-Zn]. The record is from RefSeq and is a predicted model, not a curated record. Lineage: Eukaryota; Metazoa; Arthropoda; Insecta; Diptera; Culicidae. Gene Ontology annotation, molecular function: copper ion binding; superoxide dismutase activity. The coding region runs from base 54 to 713 and encodes 219 amino acids. Gene Ontology annotation, biological process: removal of superoxide radicals. The transcript has 3 exons.
UCAAUCAUCGGUUAACGUCGUGCGGUUAGACCCCCCAUUCAAUCGUGACAAACAUGGGUCGACGGUUUUCCACAGUUUUCCACACUCUGCUGCUAUUAACAAUCUCAGUGCUAGUGGUGCCAAAUUUGUCAGCGAAAUUUUCACGUGCCGUUACCGAUGAUGUAGAAUUUAUCACACCAAGCGGAAUUGGACCAUCGGCAUUCGGACCGCUGGGACCACACGGAUUUCGGGGGAUUGAAAUUUUACCCAGACCGGAACCGUCAUGGAGAGCGGGAGCUACUCUCGUUGCCGACAAUCCAGAACAGCAGAUAAUGGGUACCAUUUCGUUCAGACAGUGGGCACCGGGUCACAUCGAAACCAACAUCAAUGCCACCGGAUUACCAGUCGGGAAGCAUGCGGUACACGUGCACGCUUUCGGGGACAUGAAGGAAGGGUGCAAAUCGACCGGACCACAUUUCAGAAGCAGUAUUAUUGGUAACAUGGAGGUGAAGGAAGAUGGGAACGCCAUGAUCGACUUUCACAGCCCGUACAUCAACCUGUUCGGUUUUGCCGGAAUCGUCGGUCGGUCGAUUGUGAUUCACGAGAAAGCUUCCGAAAUUUACCGGUUUCCGGAUCUGUCAAUCAACAAUCCGGUGUCGUUCCAAAGCGAAGAGGAUACCGUUGGGGCACGGAUUGCCUGUGGAAUAAUUACUAUUUUGGAUAAUGUUUCGUGAGCAGGAUGCAGAACCAGUCGUACAAUCUUGCCGAGUAUCUAAAUUUAACUUCUAAUUGUAAAAGUCGAAGCAUAAUAUUGAGAAUGUAUUAUACACUUCCAUUAUAUAAACCAGAUCAUAUUUUUUAACCACAAAAUUUAAUCAUUUUUCUUAGUAAUUUAAACUGUGUUUAUAUUUUUAUGUUUAUGCAUACUUAAUUUCCUUUACCGAACUCAGCAAUAUUUUUAUCGACUUUUACUCAGUUGAACGUACCGCAUUCAGUAAUUUAUUUAUUGACGAACGUUCCGUAAAACUGAAGUUUGCUUGAGCUGUCAUUUUUCACUAUACUGAUCAGUAAUUUGAGAUGUGGAUUCGGUAAUAUUAUACUGUUUAGUCAGCACGGGAAGAUAACCGAACGUACCUUGAUUUAUUUCAGGAAACGGGUCAUCGACCUGAAAUAACACAGAUUUAAUUUAAAUUUAAUAUAAUUUAUAUAAUUAAAUUAAUAGUGUUUGCGGAUAUGUAAAGAGACAUGUCGUCUAAGCCUUUCUACAUUACCGAGAACUGCCUUCGGACAGAAAAAAAUGUGAUUGCAACCAUUUAUUGCUAAGAUGAAAUGUUGUAGAAAGAUUUAUAUUACUUACUGAAUAGUCCGAAUGACGAAGCAUAAAGACAUUGAACUUUGUUCAAAAUUGACUCCAAUUUACUCACUUUGUUAAAAUUUAACUAAAAUACAAUAUGGCGUGCUUGCGUAUAACAAUUGGAUUCGGCAUUUUUACCGAACGAUUCGUUAAAAGUUGAUAAACUGCUGAUCGUUCCAUAUACUGUUUCUUCCAAAUUUACCGAAUUAUUUCAAAGUUCAAAGUUUUCGGUAUAUGUAUUUUAGGCAACUGUUAUGACUACAUGUCAUUGGUUAACUGCUGCUGUAGCUGUUGCACUUUGCAUUAGACUACCUAGAGAAAACGAACAUACUACUAGAGAUAUGUACACAUGGAAAUAAAGAACACGUAUCAUAAA